AGAUUCUUAUGCAUAUUCCCAAAUCAAGGAAGCUGCCAUUUUUGUGUAUGUAAAGCGUUCAGAUUUCGAGAAAUCAGUUUCAGUUACAAAAUUCAUUUCCAAGAAGUCGUUUGACUUUGGCAGAGGAAAUAUAAAUAAUAUUAACAAAAUGAAGUUUAUUGGGAUUCUAUUACUCGCUGCAGGAAUACAAGCUCAGGUUUUAGCGGAAUUAGAAGCUAUUCAAGGGAUCACUAGAGAUAUUCCUGCAUUUGAUGAAGAUCCGAAAAGUUUAGCUCGAGAGAAGAGAGCUUUCCUAGGCCUUCUGGAUCCCCCCACGCUAGCUCUGUUCUCCACUGAGACUGACCGUACUAAAUAUAAGUUCAAAGAUGCAGUAAAAAUUUUAAAGGAUCGAAAUUUCGAUAAUCAAAAAAAGACUGUAAUUUAUAUUCAUGGAUUUUUGGAAGGACUUUUUGCUGAAAGUGUUAAAGCAGUUGUGAAAACUUAUAUAGAUCGAAAAGAUCAUAACGUUAUCAUUUUGGAUUGGCAUACACAGGCUUCACCGGAAUAUUUCUUAAAUGCAGUGCAAAAUGUUUAUAAGGUUGGAGCUGAUCUUGGGACUGUGCUAGUCGACAUGAUUAAGGGCGGUCUUAGCCUUGAGCGUUUACAUAUUGUCGGUCAUUCUUUAGGUGGCCAAAUGUCAGGAGUUGUAGGGCGUACGGUUCAAAAGGUAUCUGGAGGAAAAAUUAUACUUCCACGUAUUUCAGCAUUGGAUCCUGCCUAUCCCGGAUUCUAUGGUAUCCCUGGUGCAGAACAUUUAACUGCAAGUGAUGGCGAAUACGUUGAUGUUCUGCACACGGAUUCUGGAUUUUAUGGAGCACCUGUACCUACUGGUACUGUUGACUUUUGGCCAAAUGGCGGGCUCUUUCCACAACCAGGAUGCAUCCUGGUUGUCAAUGUGUGCAGCCAUCAACGAUCUUGGUGGUAUUGGAAUGAAAGUCUACUGAAGAAUUCAACGAAUUAUUUCAACUCAGUUACCGCAAAAAAUUGGCCUGACUUUAAACUGGGAAAUGUCGGAGAGUUUAACCCUGAUAUUGUUAUGGGCUAUGGUGUCCUUGACAACUUAAAUGGUAAUUACUAUCUGCAAACAAAUGGUGCAUCACCAUUUGCUCGAGGAAGAACAGGAAUUAAAUAUGAUUAAUUCGAACCAAGAUGUUUUGGAAGUAGUUAAGAUUAUUGUUGAAUAAUUUUUUUUUUAAUUUCAAUGCAUGUUUUAAAGUACGAGUAAUAAAUUCCUAUUUACGCAGCAAA
Messenger RNA from Hermetia illucens (black soldier fly), 1287 nucleotides. Its product is annotated as lipase member H-A-like. Lineage: Eukaryota; Metazoa; Arthropoda; Insecta; Diptera; Stratiomyidae. The coding region runs from base 149 to 1177 and encodes 342 amino acids. The record is from RefSeq and is a predicted model, not a curated record. The transcript has 9 exons. Gene Ontology annotation, molecular function: lipase activity.